Molecule: messenger RNA, 1282 nt
Organism: Amphiprion ocellaris (clown anemonefish)
Lineage: Eukaryota; Metazoa; Chordata; Actinopteri; Pomacentridae
Exons: 6
Coding region: 208-891 (227 amino acids)
Source: RefSeq, a predicted model, not a curated record
GAUGCGUGGCCACUACGCAGCAGCUUUCUUUUGCUGGGGGGUAACCUGAUUCCCAAGGCAACUGUUGCCAUCGCAAAACACUCAGUGAACGCAGCGGCAUGCCAAGGUUUAAUCUCUAACUAGCAGCAGCACAGUAAUUUGCUAUAUUUACAUUGGGAUUUGUGUUGCCAUUUAAUGCUUUGAUUUACAAAGAAACUUUCAUUGCACAUGAAGAUUGGACUUCUCAGGUACCGAAUGCGAAACAGCGUGAACAAGAUGAAACUACCAUCCAUCUCUGUAGCUUCCACACCAGUGUGUAUUCCUCACAACACCCCUCCUGUCCGGCAGAGUCGCUGCCCGGUGGUCACUCCCAUGACAUUUCCCAUCAUCUCAGACUCUGCCCGGAUGUGGACAAGCAAUCAGAGCAUUCCUCGAUUGAACCCCUUGCAUCCACCUUUGGUCCCAAAACGCACCGUCAGUCUGGAGACACCAGCUGUUCACCACCACAACCACCAGAGGACACUGAUCAUGCAGAGAAGAGAGCACUACAGGUAUCAUCAAGUAUGGAGGAAACCUUUUUAUGGAACUGGCAGUGAGAGAGAAGAGUACAGGAAGGAGUUGCGAGAGCAGUUAAAGAGGCAAAUAGAGGAGAAAUGUGCAACACUGAAGCUGCAGCUGGCUGGCAAAGUGAAGGAAGCUGAGUAUCUCCGAGAAGUGGACCGCCUCGCCCUGUCCAGCGAAAGAGAGCAAAGGAUCCAGCACAGCAAAGCGAUGACCGCAUACAGAGAUGAGAACAAGAAGCUAAUGGAGCAGAGCUGGAGGGAUAGAGCACUAACACGUUCCCAGGAGGUCCUGAAGGAGAGAGAACUGCUGCGCCUCAACCCCAUUAACUGGAGUGGAACACUGAAAUAGGCUGAAGCUCUUCAAGAAGUCAAAAUGUAAAACUCAGGCCUCACUGUAGCACUUAUGCAUGAAAAAUGACAUCUGAGAUAUCCAGUACAUGCAACUAGUGAAUGAUCAGAUGACUUUUUCUAGGGGGUGUUAGACUAGGAAGAAGCAAAUUAAAGUCUUAGGCAUUUUACUGAACCCUAAAGUAUUUCUGCUCUGCUCGUACAAAGGUUCAUGUCAGAGUACAGUUAACCCGGGAAUCCUGUCUUUCACUUCUCUGCAUGCUGUGUAAUUCAUAAUGCAACAUAUUUUUUUCCACAAGCCAGAAUGUUUUCCCCAGUUGUAUCUUUGUUAAGAGCAGAAAAAAGCUCAACAAAAUUACAUCAAAAAUUCAAAUAAAACAUGAGGAGUGGCA